Molecule: messenger RNA, 264 nt
Organism: Echinostoma caproni
Lineage: Eukaryota; Metazoa; Platyhelminthes; Trematoda; Plagiorchiida; Echinostomatidae
Source: the annotation of a GenBank genome assembly
AUGAUCGGAGUGGAGUCUGGUCGCAAAGAAAGCAGUAUCCAGUUAGACGGAAAAUUCACAUACAGUUUAGCCUAUAGUCCGGACGGAACCCGGCUGGCCGCGGGUGCAAUCAACGGUAUUGUCAGUAUUUGUGAUCUGCAAACUGGCAAUAUACGACCAUUGGAUGGACACGCAAUGCCAGUUCGAGCCCUAGCCUUCUCUCCAGACGGACAGCUGUUAGCUUCCACCUCAGAUGACAAACAGAUCAAAGUUUUUGACGUGUAA